Zingiber officinale is the source of this 1338-nucleotide messenger RNA. Its product is annotated as heat stress transcription factor B-2b-like. Gene Ontology annotation, biological process: regulation of transcription by RNA polymerase II. Gene Ontology annotation, cellular component: nucleus. Bases 112 to 1164 code for a protein of 350 amino acids. The record is from RefSeq and is a predicted model, not a curated record. Gene Ontology annotation, molecular function: DNA-binding transcription factor activity; RNA polymerase II cis-regulatory region sequence-specific DNA binding. The transcript has 2 exons. NCBI's taxonomy places the organism in Eukaryota, Viridiplantae, Streptophyta, Magnoliopsida, Zingiberales, Zingiberaceae.
CUCGAAAAUUCUAGAUGCUUCCGUCCCGUUCUUUCCCUUUCCUCUGCUCGUAUCUCUUUCUUCCAGAGGGAUCGAGAACUUCCUCGUUGGCACUCCGUCGAGCGGUCGGCGAUGGCGACUACGAACACCGUGCUUCCGACAGACGACAAGGCCGCCGAUGUGGCGGAGUUUGUUCCCCCUGGCGCGGAGGGGCAAAGGACGCUUCCCACGCCGUUCCUGACGAAGACGUAUCAACUGGUGGACGAUCCGUCGGUGGACGACAUGAUCUCGUGGAACGAGGGAGGGUCGACGUUCGUCGUGUGGCAGCCGGCGGAGUUCGCCAGGGAUCUACUUCCGAAGUACUUCAAGCACAAUAAUUUCUCCAGCUUCGUCCGCCAGCUCAACACCUAUGGUUUUCGGAAGACUGUGCCGGAUCGAUGGGAGUUCGCCAAUGAUUGCUUCCGCAGAGGCGAAAAGCGCCUCCUAUGUGACAUCCACCGCCGGAAAAUUGCCCCAUCUGCGCCGACCGCUAUGGCGCCGCUCCCAGUUUCUAUUCCGUUAAACCGGCCGGAGACUCCGGAGAACUCGGCGGAGGAGCAGGCCAUCUGGUCGAGCUCCUCCCCUGGGCCGCCGUCCACACCGCCUACGGUGACACCUGGACCCAGCGGUUCGGUUGAACUGGUGGGGGAGAACGAACGGCUCAGGAAAGAAAACUCCCGGCUUUGCCGCGAGCUCGCCAAGAUGAAGAGAUUGUGCAACCACAUCGCUGCCCUUGUGUCCAAGCACACGGACGAGGGCGUCGACAGGGAGGCGGAAGCUCUGCCCUCGACGCUACUGGAGCUGAUGCCGGCGACGCGGGUGGACGGGGAAGAGGAAGACUCCGUCGAGGCCGACGCCUCGGCGGAGUUAGAAGCGGAGGUGAUGGUGGAGGAGGCGACGAGCACUGCGCCGUGGCUGGGGCUGCGGCCGAGGCUCUUCGGGAUGACGAUCGGAGGGAAGCGGGAACGCGAGGACGGCAAGAACAAGUGCGAGCCUCAGACAACGCAGGUCAAGCGGGAGCCGAAGGAGGAAAGUUCGCCGGAGCACCACCAGCAGUCCUGGGUGGUGUACUGCCCACGGCCGAUACGGAGAGUGUGUAAUGGGUCGGGUGGCGUCGGAGAAGGAGACGGCGGAGGGAGCACGUGACGAGUUUGGAUCGCUCACGUGCGUACUAGUGGCUCGUUAGAACCUCUUAGAUGUCUCCUUGUUAUAGUACCCCCUUUUUAAAAUCUAAUUUAAUUAGUUUAGAAAAAAAAAUGUAAUAUUGUUGUCGUCCAUCCAUAUGAAUCAAUUUAGAUCUAAUUGUAUGCUGCAUAGAUA